Messenger RNA from Cylindrotheca closterium, 1269 nucleotides. NCBI's taxonomy places the organism in Eukaryota, Bacillariophyta, Bacillariophyceae, Bacillariales, Bacillariaceae. The record is from the annotation of a GenBank genome assembly.
AUGGCAACAAUACUCAAGCAUGUAUUAUGCUUAUUGAUCCUGGCUCCCGCAGUGCUGGUUCGAGCAGAGUCCAGCAUACUACUAGAGAACAAUGCAUCGUCGUCGUCAUCACGAGUUUCGACUACCAUUAAAUUUGAAUACAAACUGGAUGCCUCGAACAUUCCGCAAUAUGGGUCGGUCCAAACCGUUGUCGACGUAAUUGAUUCUGUCAUGAUUGAUCGGAUGCAGCAAAAGUUAUCGCCAUUAGAAGCCGCUCAACUCGGCGAUGCAGUGCUGUUGGAUCAAGUCAAGAGCGAGAUUUAUUCCCAGUGCUUUGCCAAGGGCGACGAGUGUGUAAUGGCACGAUCGAUGUUGACCAUUUCCCACAACGGCACAAAAUCGGAACGAUCCCUUCAAUUUGCAGCCCUUCGACUGGUGCAAGAAUUCCUCAAAGAGUUUGAUACCAGCUAUGUCGAUGUGGCAACCACCUACAUGUUUCCGAGAAUCAUUCAAACCGCUGCCAAAUUUGAUAUUCAUGGAGUGAAUGUACAUUUGAAACCAAAUGCUAUUGAAAUUUUCAGAGAGACCAUGCUGGUGGUCUAUGGAGAUGCCCUUACGGCAAAGCAAGGAAGUAUGGAUCUAUUGGAUAUCCAAUACAACUUCCAGGAGAAAAAGCAGGGCGACGAUGAUGCACCAUUCUUGGAAGCCCACCUCAUGAUCAGUGGAACAUGCCGUAGCUGUACCGAGAGGUCCUUCCAAUAUAUAUUUGACACUGUCUUUGAGGAGUCCAGAGACGAGUUUCAGAAUCAACUCCGGUUAAAUGCAGACUCGAAAGGAAUCUCCGAGUUUGCAGGAGUGACCGAAAUUGCAUACUCUUGGCCAGAAGAACCAGAGUUUCUGGACUCGUUGGACGAAACCUUUUUUGUGGAAGAUGUUGCAGAUGAGGUGACUGAGGAGGAGAUUCCUUGGUGGAUAAUAUGGAUCGGUAUCGGACUUUUGCUGGUCAGUCUAGGGUUGGGCAUAUUGUUGUUUGGCAUGGACGACAUGCGUGCCUGGGAGACCAGCCGCCGAAACAACGAAAACAACAACAACACCAGCAACAACAACAGCACCAGCGAUUCUUCCACCAAACCAAUCGAUGAUGUGAGUGACACGAGCGAUGAAAAUAGUCAAUUUACUCUAUCAUCCCGGUAUGAAUUGGAAGAAAUUGUGAUGGGCGACUCCAACCCUUACGCCAAACACAACGUCGGGUCGCCCAGUAAUUCCGAUGGAUCGACGUAUUCCAUUUGA